UCGCCUCCAAACUACGAAUCAUGGACAAAAGAACAGCUCAUCGCGCGUCUGACGCAGCUCGAGUCUUCUCAGCAGAGCAAGGCGAUCCUUCAUCGCGCCGCUGCGUCUGCGUCUGCUAAGCCACCGAAAAUAUUCCGCUUUGCGGCGCAUCCGCAACGAAAAAUUGCGCUGCGCUUCACAUACGCGGGGUGGGAGUACAACGGGCUUUCAUGGCAGGACGGGCCGACGCCCCUUCCGACCGUCGAGCGCGUCUUGUUCGACGUGCUGGCGUCGACGAGACUUAUUGACGCCGAUGGUGGGCUUGAGGGCUGUGGAUGGGAGCGAUGCGGGAGGACGGAUAAGGGUGUCAGCGCUGCAGGGCAGGUCAUCAGCUUGUGGGUGCGUAAGCUACGCUAUGUCUCGAUGCUGAACCGCCUCCUCCCACCAAGUAUCCGUGUGCUCGCCUGGUCCCCUGUCGCCGCUUCCUUCUCCGCGCGCUUCAAUUGUCGCUUCCGACACUACAAGUACUUUUUCUCUGGCAAGGGGCUCGACAUCGACGCGAUGCGUGAAGGGGCCGUACGUCUCGUUGGCGAGCACGAUUUCCGCAAUCUGUGCAAGCUCGACCCGACGAAGCAAAUCACGAACUUCAAACGACGCGUCCGGCGCGCAGAAAUUAGCGCACUGGCUGGUUCGACGGAGGAUCUGUACGUAUUCGACCUCGUCGGAACCGCGUUCCUUUAUCACCAGGUGCGGCACAUCAUGGCGGUUCUGCUGCUCGUCGGUACAGGACUGGAGCGCCCCUCGCUCGUCACUGCGCUGCUGAACGUGGACCCGGAACACCCAUAUCCGCCUUUCAGAGAGGGCGAAGAGGCGCCGCCAGUCGUGCAGUGCAAGCCAGAAUAUCAAAUGACGGACGGGCUGCCAUUAAUGCUGUGGGAAUGCGGUUUCGCGGACGAAGACCUUGAUUGGCGAACGGACACCGAGGUAGAUUCGGACGAGACGAGCGGGGAAGGUUCAAAAGAUGCGACACAGAUGCGGCUGGGCUUAGCCAACCAGCUGGAAUCUAUCCUUGAGCGCUCCCAUAUCCACGUCGCGCUUGACACGCACUUCCUCGCCGCGGCCGCCUCCAUUCACUCAUCUGCGCCGAGUCCAUUUCCGCUCCGGCCAGGCACGCGCCCGAGCGGGAUGCUCAACGUACCAUUAGGUGGCGGAACGUUCUAUAGGUCUGGCCGGUAUGUACCCGUGGUGGAACGGAAACGGCUGGACAGCGUCGAGAUCGCGAACGAGCGAUGGAUGAAAGGCAAAGGAGGACGAAAGGAGGAACGGAAGAGGCGGCUUGCAGCGGGUGGCGUCGCACGGGCGGAUGGAGAU
Messenger RNA from Heterobasidion irregulare TC 32-1, 1350 nucleotides. RefSeq lists its product as uncharacterized. Gene Ontology annotation, cellular component: cytoplasm; nucleus. Gene Ontology annotation, biological process: mRNA pseudouridine synthesis; tRNA pseudouridine synthesis. The annotation marks the transcript as partial. The transcript is spliced from 2 exons. Gene Ontology annotation, molecular function: RNA binding; pseudouridine synthase activity. The record is from RefSeq and is a predicted model, not a curated record. NCBI's taxonomy places the organism in Eukaryota, Fungi, Basidiomycota, Agaricomycetes, Russulales, Bondarzewiaceae.